CUGUCUCACCACUUGGAAUAUCCUGUGGUUCCUGUGGCUAAAACAUCCACCUGCCUCGGGCUGAGAGUAUGGAAGUAGAGUGGGGAGGAGCAGGGGUCCAGAGAAGGCCAUGAGGACUGCUGCCUAGCCCGGUGGGCACGCAAUGGGAGACUGGGUAACAGGGACGAAUGGGGAACAUGUGGGGAGGUUGAACCAGAUGGAGCUGGCGGGGGUGCUGGAUGGAGUAGGAAGGAGGGCGGGAUGCUGCAGACAAGGGCUGGGCCAGGGGGCUGUGCGCUGCUCCUCCCUCCCUCCAUCUCCAGGGCUGAGCCCGGGUGUUGCCCGCCCCAGUCCCCUGCGGAUGCCUGGCACCGCCCAGUCACACCCGACUUCCUCCGGCAAAGUCGCGGCCGCUGCCAUCGCCUCUUCAGGCCUGACUCCUGGAGCGGCUCCUGGCCCCCGAUUCCGACUGAGACCUGCAGUGGCUUUGCCCGUGAAGAUGAACUGGAUGGCUGCGACAUGCUGGGCUUUGCUGCUGACCGCAGCCUUCCUCUGUGACAGCAGCACAGCCAAGGGCGGGCGUGGAAGGGCCCGGGGCAGUGCCCGCGGAGGGCUGCGCAGUGGUGCACGUGGGACCUCAAGGGUGCGGGUGAGGCCCGCACCUCGCUACAGUGCUGCAGGCUCGUCCUUGCGCGUGGCGGCAGCGGGGGCAGCUGCAGGAGCAGCAGCAGGCGCGGCCACGGGUCUAGUGGCAGGCGCCGGCUGGAGAAGGGUCACAGGGCCCGGUGAAGGAGGCCUGGAAGACGACGAGGACGGGCUAUCCGACAGGAACGGGACGAGCAGGAGUGUCUAUAGCUACUGGACCUGGACUUCAGGCACUGGCUGCUUACAGUGCAUGCCCCUCUGUCUGCUGAUAGGAAGCACCCUUGGUGCCCUGGAGCUGCAGCAGCCAUAGGCCUGGCUUGGCUAGGGGUCAGACCCAGCCCCUAGCCCACACCUUCCCUGCAGGUCCAUCCCAGAGGCCACUAGCCCUAAACGCCCCUUCUCUCUACUGCCCAUUGCCCAUGAGCCUUAAGGCAACCUGGAUAAUUCCUACCAGAGGGGCAGGAGCUGCAGCCCCUGCUGCCUGUGGACACAUUGUCCACCCUCCUGCCCAAGCUUGUCUCAACCUCCCCAUCUCCCAUCCUACCAGGGAACUAGGGUCCCUGCACCCAGACUGGCUAGCAGCCAGCAGCUCUACACUGCGCGGGUCACCCUCUACAGCACCACCACAAGGAGGAACCAAGACCAUGUAUUCAGGCCACUCAUGCUCACUGCCUGCACUGGAUAUUGUGGUGUGGACAAUGUUGACCUUCAGGCAGAGGUCACUCUCAGAUGGGUCUGGUUCUGCCAUAGCCAAGGGCCUCCCACAGAAGCAGCUGGAAUGGACCAAAGGAUUUCAGGAUUUGCAGAAAAAGAAAGGACACUCUCAGGCUUGUGUGGGAAAUGCCAGGUGCUAACUACCUGCCGGGCGCAGGUCCCAAGGAUUUUACAGCCCCAGAAUGUUCCAAGCAGGAAAGCCAUCCAUCCCAGGAAUGCCUAACAUGGUUCUCACAGCUCCUAGAACAUGUCCCUUGAGGCCAAGGUAUGCCCACCUUUGUGGUGGGCAGCAGCAGCUCCCAGUGGCCAGGUUUUACCUUGGAGUGUGGUGCUAGUGGCAGCUGACAUUCUGCUCAACAAACUGAGGCAACAGCUCAUCGGACUCAUGGCCACCUUAUGGUGGCUGAAGAAAGGCUGACUGCCAUGGGGGUGGGGAGCAGCCCCAGUGGGUAUAGCCAGGUAUCACAGCAAGCCUGGGCUCCCUCAAAGGCCACCUAGGGCAGUCUGGCCACUCAAGGAUAUCCUGAGCUGACAACCAGAACAGCCUCAAGGAGACACUAGGCAAUCCUAAAUCGAUUUGCCUUUAGCUCCCACACACCUCGUACACAAACUAACUCCUGUUUCUCCAGGGCCCACCUAGCAAAUGCUUGCAAACCCAGCUCAGGGGGCUGUUGGUUCUGCCAAAUUCUCCAGCUCUAAUCAUACAACAGACUCCCCAGGCUAGAGAGGUUUUCUAGGCAUUGGUGCCCCUCAGUGCUCUUUUGAGACUUACCUGCAGCAAGUCCCCUUCAAGCUCUGAACCAAGGGACAAACAGGCUCAACAGUGGCACAACUCUGAGAGCAGCACUUUCCCGGUUGCCACACAGCCAUGAGUUAGCCUGGUGAGACUGCAGGCUUCAAGGCCAGUGGGAAGACCCCAGACCAAGCCUUUAGACUGGGGGAAUAGCAAGUCCUAGGACAUGGCUCCCCGCAGUUCUCGUCCACACUGCCAUUGCUCUCGGCACAAGCUGUCUGAUGCUCUUUUGUUCAAUCCAGAGCAAGCGCAGCACACCUGUCUGUCCUGCCUGAGGCCUCAAAGGCAGAUGAGACAUCUUUUCCACUGAGUCACAGAGAACCAUCAGAGCCCACUGGCUUCUCAGAUACCAUGAUGGACUACACUGGACUAGACCCUCAUGUAUCCUAGAGCACCAUGAGCAUCACAGUGUUCCAGACACAAGCGGAACAUCCCCCUGUGAUGCUACCACUGGACAUGAAGCUGACUUCUUGUGUGCAUGUAGCACUUCGCACAACCACCAUUUCUGAACAGCUCCCCUGACCAGAAGGGUCAGUCACAUGUGGAAGCUGCAUCAGGAGGCACCAGCGGAAGACCAGCUCCCCAUAGCAAGAAGACUGGGCAAGUACUGUGGCCCUGGAAGGCACUCAGGCAGCUAUGAGAAAGCCAGGCCACCACUGGGGAGAUGAGGCUGGAGGGACUGACCAGGUCCAACCCCACCCAGCCCAACAGCACCUCUUCUCUGCUCCAAUCUAACCCAAGGUAGCUGCAACAGCCACACUUCCUGUAACUUGCAGGUAUUCACAAUGACCAUGAUGCUAGGCCAGACCCUGGGCACCUUCUCCAGGCUCUUCUGUAACACAGUACCACUACCCCACUGGCUAGGAGGUGCCUCCCACACCAGCCUUCUGGCUUACACACAGCUGAGCUGUGAUCCAGCAGCCUGCCAGGAAUCGAGGACCCUAGAGCACCGAGGGGACUGGCAGUCCUGGGUUCCACUACUCCCAAUCUCUUGUCCAUGUUUGUAUGCACCUUUCCUAGUGAAGUGAUUGUGAAAUAAACCCUCUACUGGCA
Messenger RNA from Cavia porcellus (domestic guinea pig), 3184 nucleotides. It is a transcript of the gene Sprn, whose product is annotated as shadow of prion protein. The coding region runs from base 143 to 934 and encodes 263 amino acids. Gene Ontology annotation, molecular function: nucleic acid binding. The record is from RefSeq and is a predicted model, not a curated record. Gene Ontology annotation, cellular component: membrane; nucleus. Lineage: Eukaryota; Metazoa; Chordata; Mammalia; Rodentia; Caviidae. Gene Ontology annotation, biological process: protein import into nucleus. The transcript has 2 exons.